Molecule: messenger RNA, 1919 nt
Organism: Theobroma cacao (cacao)
Lineage: Eukaryota; Viridiplantae; Streptophyta; Magnoliopsida; Malvales; Malvaceae
Product: sodium/hydrogen exchanger 1-like
Biological process (GO): proton transmembrane transport; regulation of intracellular pH; sodium ion import across plasma membrane
Cellular component (GO): plasma membrane
Molecular function (GO): sodium:proton antiporter activity; potassium:proton antiporter activity
Source: RefSeq, a predicted model, not a curated record
GCCAAGAAAAUGGAGUUAUUUACCUUUGAUUUCAAAUUGCUGUUUUAGGCUCACUCUGUGAGUUAUCGUACUGAUUCUUUCUCUUGUUUGGUUUGUGAGAAAGCAGUGGAAAAGAAAAAGAUACUUCAAAAUUUUAAUAUUAUUUCAUUUUCGCGUGGCCCGCUGUAAAAUGAACUUCAUUUAGUGGAGUUAUCCAGACUGAGGCAGCUAUUUCAUGGUAUUUGAUUUGAGGGCUCUGUUUUUCCAUAGUAUAUAGGGAUGGCACUGGAGCCCGACCAAGCUUCGGUGGAUUCUAUUACUUUAUUUGUGGCACUCCUCUGCUCCUGCAUUGUGAUUGGUCAUCUUCUUGAGAAAAAUCGAUGGUUUAAUGAGUCGAUAACUGCACUUGCCAUCGGUCUUUGUACUGGUAUUAUUAUACUGUUUACCACUGAAGGAAGGAGAUCGCACAUUCUUGUUUUUAAUGAGGAGCUUUUCUUUAUAUAUCUUCUUCCUCCUAUCAUAUUCAAUGCUGGAUUCCAGGUUAAAAAGAAGCAAUUUUUCCGUAACUCUGUGAUGAUCAUUUUGUUUGGUGCUGUUGGAACUUUGAUAUCGUUUGUCAUCAUAUCCAUAGGUUCAAUGAAGUUAUUUAAGAAAUUGGAUGUUGGUUUCCUGGACUUCGGAGAUUAUCUUGCACUUGGAGCAAUCUUUUCGGCCACAGAUUCUGUUUGCACGUUGCAGGUGCUUAAUCAGGAUGAGACACCUCUUCUGUACAGUUUAGUGUUUGGUGAAGGUGUGGUAAAUGAUGCCACAUCAAUUGUACUUUUUAAUGCAAUUCAGAAAUUUGAUCUCUCUCACAUCACCUCAAGCAUUUUUAUGGAACUCAUGGGCAACUUCGUAUACCUUUUUACUACUAGCACAUUGCUAGGAGUAAUGGUUGGAUUAAUAAGUGCAUACAUCAUAAAGAAGUUGUACUUUGGCAGGCACUCUACUGAUCGUGAAGUUGCUCUCAUGAUUCUCAUGGCUUACCUUUCAUAUAUGAUGGCUGAAUUGUUCAAUUUGAGCAGCAUUCUUACAGUGUUCUUUUGCGGGAUUGUUAUGUCUCACUACACAUGGCACAAUGUGACUGAAAGUUCAAGAAUCACCACCAAGCAUGCUUUUGCAACAUUAUCUUUCAUAUCAGAGAUUUUCAUCUUCCUGUAUGUUGGUAUGGAUGCUUUGGAUAUUGAGAAGUGGAAAGUUGUUAGCAAAAGUCUUGGAAUAUCUGCUGGGGUGAGCUCAAUACUACUUGGCUUAGUUCUAAUUGGAAGGGCAGCUUCUGUAUUCCCUCUAUCCUUUAUAUCCAAUUUAAGUAAAGGGUCUCAGAGUGGUAAAGUUACGUUCAAGCAACAGGUUAUAAUAUGGUGGGCAGGUCUCAUGCGAGGUUCUGUGUCAAUGGCGCUUGCUUAUAAUCAGUUUACUAGAUCAGGCCAUACUCAAUUGCGCGGAAAUGCCAUUAUGAUAACUAGCACCAUCACAGUGGUUCUUUUUAGUACUGUGGUGUUCGGGUUAAUGACUAAGCCUCUAAUGAGACUGCUGUUGCCAAGAAAGCACCUUAGCAGCACUAUGUCUUCUGAAUCUUUUCUGUCUAAGCCAAUGAAUCUGCCACUUAUUGCCAAUGGGCAAACUGCAGAUUCUGAAAUGGGUGGUGACGACAUUCCCCGUCCAGCCAGCCUACGCAUGCUCCUUACUACCCCGGCUCAUACUGUCCACUACUACUGGCGGAAGUUCGAUGAUAGUGUCAUGCGUCCUGUGUUUGGUGGGAGAGGAUUUGCGCCAUGUACUCCUGGCUCACCAACAGAACCACUUCUUCACUGAUUGCAAUGCUGAAUAUUGAAAACAAUGGGAUUUGGAGGAUUGCUUCGUGUAAAUACGUGUGUGCAUGCACCCAUAUAUAUAUAUAU